Messenger RNA from Anastrepha obliqua, 1758 nucleotides. RefSeq names its product dnaJ homolog subfamily C member 25 homolog. The coding region runs from base 459 to 1466 and encodes 335 amino acids. Gene Ontology annotation, cellular component: endoplasmic reticulum membrane. The record is from RefSeq and is a predicted model, not a curated record. Gene Ontology annotation, biological process: protein folding. Lineage: Eukaryota; Metazoa; Arthropoda; Insecta; Diptera; Tephritidae. The transcript has a single exon.
AAAGCUGUUUAAUCAGCUGUUUAAAAUACGUAAAAAAGCCGUCUGUUGUCAGAGAAUUAAAAAGUUCUCUGUUGCUGUAUUCGCCAAAUUUGAUCUGAAAGAGAGAGUACGAAAAUUUUAGAAAGCGAAUUAUUGAAGCUGUGUGGUUAGACCUGUGGUGGUUCUGGUAGAAGAAAAACUAAAAGUAAGAAGAUUUCUUGAGUACUCAAGCCGGAUUUGCUGCUCUUAUAGCGGAGUAUUAAAUUUGUUCACAGCAGUCAAAAAAGCUCAGCGGAACUUUCGCAGCGGCAUCGUUAUUCCAUCAAUACGGGCGCAAGUAAAGCGACGAAAUUCGUUAAAGGUGAAAAAAUUGCUUUGAACGUGGCAGAAGAGCGUCACAGCACAUGCAGCCACAGGUGUUCAUUGAGGUCACAUACGAUCAUCAAUUGGUAAAAUAUUAAAGGAGUUACUGGAUAAAAAUGCAUUUCGCACAAUAUGUUUGCUUUUUCGGAGUUGCUGUUGCAAUGCUACCGGCGUGUUUGGGGCUCUUAGAUGGUAUCUACUGCGGCAGGGAGGAUUGUUACGAUGUUUUGGGUGUAACACGACAGUCUACAAAAUCGGAAAUAGGCAAGGCGUAUCGUUUGUUAGCACGGAAACACCAUCCUGACAUGCAUCGCGGUGCUGAAGCGAAAGCGGAAGCUGAAACCAAGUUCAAAUUGGUUGCGACUGCAUAUGAAAUAUUGCGAGAUGAUGAGUCUCGUCGGGAUUACGAUUACAUGUUGGAUCAUCCAGAGGAAUACUAUUCACAUUACUAUCGCUACUAUCGACGUCGAGUUGCACCUAAAGUCGAUGUACGCAUUGUCAUAGUUGUAACUCUUACAAUUGUUUCUAUUAUUCAAUACUACUCGGGAUUGCAGCGUUAUGAUAGCGCAAUUAAAUAUUUGGCUACUGUGCCAAAGUAUCGCAAUCAGGCAUUAGAAAUUGCCAAAGAAGACAUAGACAAAAUUAGUAAUCGCAAAGGAAAGAAUCGUAUGUCGAAGGUGGAACAACGUGAUGAAAUCGAACGAAUUGUGCGAAAAGUAAUCGAAGAAAAGAUGGACGUUAGAGGUGGCUAUGCUAAACCUUCAAUAUGGGACGUACUGUGGGUACAAUUGCUGAUAUUUCCUUACACACUGCUUCGUUUUCUAGUAUGGCAUGCGAAGUGGUUUUGGUAUUUCACAGUUAAUAAACACCCCUACGGACGUGAGGAAAAGCUCUAUUUGAUACGUCGUUACAUGAAAAUGGGUGAGAACCAAUUUAAUGGGUUAGAAGACCAUCAGAUCGAAGAGUACUUGCGAUUGGAGUUAUGGCAAAAAGAUAAAUUUGAAAUAUGGCAAGAGGAACAGGAGGAGGAAAUGAAGAAGAAAUUGGCAGCGAACCCUCGCUAUAAGUCGUACCGACGAUAUAUGAAAAAUCACGGACCUGGGAGGUUGACAUUUGAGGACUAAGAAACUAGACAUUUAUUUUGAGUUCAUAAAAAUAAAGUUGCAAUCAAACAUGGUACAGAUAAUGUUCAAGCAUGUGACCGUACAUAUGUGAUGCUGAAUUAUGAAUUAUGCAAAAACCGCCAAUACAAUACCAUCGAAUUAAGCCGAUCAAGUUUUAUUGAUUUCUUUUCUACAUAAACCUUACACAGUAUGUCUUUAAAUACAGAGUUUGUUGCUAUAAUGUAUAUUUAUGUAAAAUAAAAUAAACUUGCUGCUGUAAGUGGCCACUUGUAGCAUCAUUCACACCAUACAA